AUGGCGACCAGAGGACUGCAACCCUCGUCGGCUGACGGACAGCUCCCAAAGCUGAAAAUCUACAAUAGCUUCACCAGAACGAAAGACGACUUCGUGCCCAUCGAUCCUGCCGGCAAGAAGGUUUCCUGGUACACCUGCGGUCCUACUGUCUACGACGAUGCCCACCUUGGCCAUGCACGCAACUUUGUCACGACCGACAUCCUCCGGCGCAUCAUGAAGGACUACUUUGGCUUCGACGUCAACUUCGUCAUGAACUCUACCGACAUUGACGACAAGAUCAUUCUCAGAGCCCGUCAACAAUACCUCCUGGCUCGCUUCAAGAAGGACCACGCUCAAGUCGACGACAAUGUCAGAUCCAUGGCACGCGCUGCAUUCCAUCACCACAUCAAGAAGAACAUCACCUCAAUACCGACCGACACGACCCCCGAGAAGUUUGACGCUGCUGUGAAAAGCGCUCAUGGCGAUUACGCUGCCGAUUCUGCCCUCGAUCCCAAGCUACGCAUGCACCUCGCAACCGCAAGUCUAGCUGCCAAAGCAUUGCAAGUCACAUCUGCAUCAUCAGAAGACUUCUACACAAAGACGGACGAUAUUCUGCUACCAUACAUCGACUCUCUGCAAGGCUCAGACAUCGAUUCCAACGACCACCACAUCUUCCUCGCCCUGACUCAAAAGUACGAAGGCCGUUUCUUCGAAGACAUGACUGCCCUCAAUGUCCUGUAUCCCGACACUUUGACUCGCGUCACCGAGUACGUCCCUCAGAUUGUGAGCUUCGUCGAAAAGAUUGUCAACAAUGGAUUUGCAUACGCCACCACCGACGGAUCUGUCUACUUUGACAUUGAUGCCUUUGAGAAGGCUGGAUAUCAAUAUCCCAGACUGGAGCCAUGGAGCAGAAACGACAAGGCUCUGCAGGCAGAAGGCGAAGGUUCUCUUUCAACCAGUGCAACCAAACGCGGCGACAACCACUUUGCCUUGUGGAAGGCUAGCAAAGCUGGCGAGCCAAGCUGGCCUAGUCCAUGGGGUCCUGGUCGUCCUGGCUGGCAUAUUGAGUGCUCAGUCAUGGCAUCAGAGGUCAUUGGCAAGUCCAUGGAUAUCCACUCUGGCGGUAUCGAUCUUAGGUUCCCUCAUCACGAGAACGAGGUUGCGCAAUCAACUGCUUACUUCUGCAACGAUGGUUGGGUCAACUAUUUCAUGCACACCGGUCAUCUUCGCAUUCAGGGCAUGAAGAUGUCCAAGUCGCUCAAGAACUUCACCACCAUCAGAGCAGCAUUGGCCUCGGAGUGGACGCCGCGCACUAUGCGUAUCUGCUUCCUUCUCGGACCAUGGCAAGACGGAUUUGAAAUGACUGACGAUCUGUUCAAAGCUACAAUCGCCUGGGAAAGCAAGAUGAACAACUUCUUUCUGAAGGCAAGCGACCUUGUCAAGGAUGAGACAGAUUCAAGCGAGUCUUCGUCGAGUGAGACUGAGCAGCAGUUGCAAAGCUUGUUGUCAACAGCCCAGACUGAGCUGGACGCCGCUCUUCGUGACUCGUUCAACACACCCGCCGCUAUGAGAAUCCUCUCCGAUCUCGUCACUGAAUACAACUCCGUCAAGGGUCUCAGCCCUGCUGUAGUUGCAUCGCUGGCAAGAUGGAUCACUCAAAUCGUCGGCAUGUUCGGCCUGGACCCUGAGAACAACCUUUCUGAUUCAAAGCGUAUCGGCUGGUCAGGCGUCGACAUCUCAGCCUCCGCAAAAGCAUACGUGUACCCUGCCUCUCAACUCCGCGAUAAAGUCAGAGUGCUUGCCCGCACAGGCUCCCUCGAACACCAAACUCUUGAGCAACUCGCCGACGACACGGAUAUUCCGACAUGCACAGACGAAGCCUCCAAGCCCUUCGCUACGGUGUCCCAACAGUUCAAGACUGAUGUCAAAGACCUCGCUUCCAAGGGAGCUUCGGCCUCUGACUUGCUCACCCUGUGCGAUCAGCUCCGCGACACACAUCUCUGGAACCUCGGCAUCUACCUCGAAGACCGCGAUCAGAGCUCCGCCAUGGUGCGGCCCCUCGACGCUUCUCUGGUCGCAGCGCGUGAAGAGCGUGAAGCCAUCAUUGCCGCCAAGAAGAAAGCCAAGGAGGCAGAAGCGGAAAGAGUAAAGGCAUUGCAGGAAAAGGCCAAAAUUGACCCUGCAACCAUGUUCAAGACAAAGGAGUUUUCCGAGUGGGAUGAGGCUGGUGUGCCGACUAAAGAUGCAGAGGGUAAGGAGGUUGCGAAGAGCAGGAGGAAGAAGUUGGUCAAGGAGUGGGAGAGACAGAAGAAGGCUCAUGAUGAGUAUUUGGCUUCGCAAAAGGCUUGA
Molecule: messenger RNA, 2328 nt
Organism: Aureobasidium subglaciale EXF-2481
Lineage: Eukaryota; Fungi; Ascomycota; Dothideomycetes; Dothideales; Saccotheciaceae
Exons: 1
Coding region: 1-2328 (775 amino acids)
Biological process (GO): cysteinyl-tRNA aminoacylation
Cellular component (GO): cytoplasm
Molecular function (GO): cysteine-tRNA ligase activity; ATP binding
Source: RefSeq, a predicted model, not a curated record